Molecule: messenger RNA, 792 nt
Organism: Stegodyphus dumicola
Lineage: Eukaryota; Metazoa; Arthropoda; Arachnida; Araneae; Eresidae
Gene: ND-19
Product: NADH dehydrogenase [ubiquinone] 1 alpha subcomplex subunit 8
Biological process (GO): mitochondrial electron transport, NADH to ubiquinone
Cellular component (GO): respiratory chain complex I
Source: RefSeq, a predicted model, not a curated record
CUUUUGAAGAAAAAGAGCGGAAAAAUAAAGAGUUCUUGCUUUUGUGAGCGUCAUCUGGCGGUAACUCUUCUAAGACCAACUUUUUUAUAAUAAGUUCGCUACUGUGGUUCGAGUGAAUGUGAUCUCUGACGGGAUUAAACAUCUCAAGCAACCAUGCCUUUCACUGAGGAUUUUUACCUCCCGUCUGAGGAAGAAUUAAAAGUACAAGAAAUUAAUAUAUCUACUCCUUUUUUAAAAGCGGGAGCUAUUCAUUUUGGAAAAUACUGUGAUCAUCAGUGUAAAGAAUUUAUGCUAUGUCGUACAGAAGAGAAUGAUCCAAGAAGAUGUUUGAAAGAAGGUAAAGAUCUUACAGCUUGUGGAAUUGAGUAUUUUCAGAAAGUAAAACAGAGCUGUAGAGCAGAGCUUGAACAAUAUGCGGCUUGCUUGGAAUGGAACAGUCCGCAGAUGAAUGUGCAAUAUUGCAGGAAAACACAAGCAGUAUUAGAUAAUUGCAUGGCUGAAAAAUUGAAUAUUGAAAGACCACCAUUUGGAUAUUUUACUGAAAUACGACCUCAUAAAACAGAGCGUCCUAGACCUGGACCUCCACUUCCUCGUAAAGAAUAUAUAGAUGAUAGGCCUUCACUUCCUGAUGAUUAUCCUAGGGAAGAUGCAAAAUAUGGUUCUGCUUUUUUUAUGUUCAACUAAUUAAUUGUAUUAGAUGUCAGUCAUUUGUUUUCAAUAAUAUGUAAUGAAAAGUUGAACAUUUUUGUAGUAAGCUAUAUAAAAAUUUAAAUUAAAUUGCUAUAUCUCUUU